AGAUUCUUUUGUGACAAGGUUUAAUCAAACUUCUGUGAUCAAAAUGCCUCGCGGAACAACGUAUGCUAACAAUUCGUCUAACCGAAGUCUAGGUAGGGUUGGUAAGCCUAUGGGCAGUGCUCCGGUAUCACGAUCUGGUGGCGGAGGAAGCUCACGUGGUAGUGGUGGUGGUGGUGGUGGUGGUGGAAGUAGUGGUUCUGGGGCCUCUAAGACCUACGCCGACAAUCCUUCCAACCGUAGGUCGGGGAGAGCUGGUAUGCCACUCGGAAGCAUGCCCAUCUCGAGAGGUUCAAGCAGCUCCGGUAGUGUUUCAAGUUCAGCAUCUACCAGCACCUACGUUGACAACUCUUACAACCGAAGCUUGGGUAGAGUUGGGAUGCAACACGGUACCAUGUCGGUCUCUAAAGGUUCUACAAAUGCUGCCCCGAGUUCAGUAGAUACCAAAACAUACGUUGACAACUCUUACAACCGAAGCUUGGGUAGAGUUGGGAUGCAACACGGUACCAUGUCGGUCUCUAAAGGUUCUACAAGUGCUGCCCCGAGUUCAGUAGAUACCAAAACAUACGUUGAUAAUGCCUACAACCGUAGUCGUGGUAGAGUUGGAAUGAAACUCGGAAGUAUGUCAAUAUCCAAAGACUCCAAAACAGUCAUGAGUGGUGAUAGUAAGAAGACGCAAGGCACUGUGAAAACAGAACCAAAGCUUUAUGCUGACAACGCAAUGAAUAGAAAACUAGGUAGAGCUAAUAAACCUUUUGGUAGUAUGCCGGUAUCAUCGAAGAAAACUGAAACCCGCUAUAUGCAAGAGGCUUACGAUCACCGGAUGAAUAACCCAAAUGAAGAGUUCCACCAACCAUUCACAGCAAGUGAUCUUGAUUCGCUGACACAGCGUAUAACAGAGAUGAUCAAUCGCAUUGAGUUAUCGAAAAACUACGACCAGCUGGCUCCUGUUAAAAAGCCCUUCGAGUGGUAUGAAGGUCCAGAAAUCCAGUUCAGUGAUCUUCAAAUUGGAAAGAUAAUUGGACAUGGUGGUUUUGGUGAUGUUUACCACGCCAAACUGAAGGGUAAAGAAGUUGCCGUUAAGAAGUUACGCGUCCAGCGUGUAAGUCAGAAGAAGCAGUCUCAGUUCGAAGAGGAAGUUCGAGUCUUCUGUAAACUUGAGCACAAGAAUAUCAUUACUUUCUACGGCGCAUGUAUCACAACACCAAAUCUGUGCAUCGUAAUGGAGUUUAUGGAAGGAAGUCUGUACGACAAACUGCACAUUGAACAGCACCAAUUCAGCGAUAAGGACCAGAAGUUCAUCGCGAUGGAAAUUGCUGAUGGUUUGGUUUACCUGCAUUCAGAGAAUGUUGCACACUGCGACAUGAAGCCAACUAAUGUACUAAUCAACGUUGGUGACGACGUAGACAAACACACAGUGAAAAUCACUGAUUUUGGUUUGAGCAUGAUGAAAAACUACGCUGAAACAUCUCGCUCUACUAGGGCGGAAGAUCUGGUGAAAGAGGUUGGCACUCCACGCUAUUCGGCACCCGAAGUUCUACGUGGUGACUUUCUUGACACAAAAGGAAUGAUGUUUGCAGACGUGUAUUCGUUUGGUCUGGUCAUGUUCGAAAUAUUUAGCGGUGAAGAGGCUUUUGAUGAUUAUAAUGCUCAUCAAUUGAAGAAGCAUAUUGGAAAUGGUGAUCGUAAGCCCGACGUUGCUGAAUUGGAGCUUUCACACCCGUUGCAGGAGUUAAUGUUGAAGUGUUGGGUUAGAAAUCCAACGGAACGACCAACAGCAAAGCAAUGUGUUUUGUCUUUGAAAAAAGCUGAUUAAUAUACGGUAAUACUCUAAAGUAUCGUUUUAUAAUUUAGUAAUUUAGUAUAAUUUAGUGCUUGUGUAUUUAGUAUUUAGAAUCAAUCAAUUCAAGUUUAAUGGUUUGUUUUUCCUUUUGUUUUUCUGGUUUCAUGCGCAUGUUGUACAAAAUGUUUUAAUUUGACAGCAUACUAAUUUCGUAGUUUGUACUAAGUAAAUGAGACAGUUAAAAACACAAAGAUUGAUUUUUAAAUUGUAUAAGAAGAAAAUACAAUAAAGUAAUAAAAUUAAGUUAGGUAAAAUGUACAUAUUUUACAUAUAUAAUUCGAAAAAUUAUCAUUAAACCAGUCAUACGUGUUAUGUGUUGAAUUUAGACAUACCAACAUAUAUAUUAGUAGAUAAUGAUCAACAUGAAUACGCAAUGAGACAAGCGUAACUUACAAACUUGGCUAUAAAGGCCAUAAAGAAGAUAAAUACAUUUUCUGUUACACUGAUACAUUACAAUCAUUUACUUAAAUGGCCGUGGCAUACAGUAGUACGAUUUUAUAUUCUAUCAUAUCACUUUUUUAAUUUGUAAGUUUUAAGAAGUUAAAUUUACCUAUGUUAAAUACGAACAACAAAUUGUAUUCGAAUUGAUGGUUUUGUUUUAUGUAUUAUUAUAAUAGAGUAGUUAUUAAACUCAUAUUUUUAUGUUCGCUAUAAAUAACCUAGUCUACUAAUACCAUAUACCAUACACUAUAUACUAUAAUGUUAUUUUAUGUAAGCUUGUCUUUUAAUAACUUACUUAU
This is a messenger RNA of Anneissia japonica, 2580 nucleotides long. RefSeq names its product dual specificity protein kinase shkD-like. The transcript has 2 exons. Gene Ontology annotation, molecular function: protein kinase activity; ATP binding. Gene Ontology annotation, biological process: protein phosphorylation. NCBI's taxonomy places the organism in Eukaryota, Metazoa, Echinodermata, Crinoidea, Comatulida, Comatulidae. The coding region runs from base 44 to 1813 and encodes 589 amino acids. The record is from RefSeq and is a predicted model, not a curated record.